CCUCGAUCUAAUCGCCGCCGUUACGUAGCGCAUUUCAGCCUCGUCGCCCGUCCUUUCGUGGUCGACACGAAUCGUCCAUAGCAACGAGGGCUUAUGCGCGACCGAGCUGCUAUAUCUGCAGCCCCUUCGACUGUCAAGCUCCAGGGCACGGACAUGGCACCUGGGCCUGCAUCAGCUGACGGCCCCGCGCGAUCUGCCUCCCCAUCCUCGAGCUUCUACGCCAUGAGCGACGACGAGGAAGGUGGUUACAAUACCAUCACUCACACCGAGACGGGAAGGGGCGUCAAGUUGCUAUUUUCCAAGAGCAAGGUCUAUGUCCAUCCCACGCCCUCGGCCAAGGACAACAUCCCCGGGUACAUCGCCCUACUACAACAGAAGCCCUCAAAGAAUGGCCGCCCCACGUCACAGGACUCGCAAGACCCCCAGUCUCCGGCCUCGUCGGAUCUGCUCCUGGCAUGGGUGCCCGAGUCGUCGCUCGGAGACUCGGCCAGCAUAUAUGUCAAGGUUGACCUGUCCGACGCCGAGUCACCCCCGAAGCAGUCGUACCUCGUCCCCCCUCCGCCCACGGUCACGACUCACAGCGGUUCUGUUGGCGGAUAUGCCUUUGCCAUCCCCAUGAGCGCCGUCUACUCGCUGCUUGUGCGCCCGCCCAGCAUAGGCUGGUGGUACGGCUCCGUCAUCAUCAACUCCAGGGCUGGCGAUAGCUUCCCCGCCCUGUUUUUUCACGACAACGAAUGCCAGAGCACCAUCCUGCAAAAAAAGAAGCUAGCACGAGACAGCUUUGAUCCGUUUGGCGAGAGCGGGCAGAUGUUCUGGGGCGCUGACGAGGUCCUGCGAUGGCUGCGGCGGUACAUCAAGAUCGAGAGGUCCGGAGCCGAGCCCAAUGUCUAUCUGAUCGAGCCGAGCGCGGAAGACUUGACGUCCUUUGGCGGAAAGCCAACCACGAGCACCGCCGGCCACGGGAGUGCGCGUGCGUCCGGGAGUCGAGAUGCAGAGAUGGACCCCUUUGUCAAAUUCGUCAAGGAAACGGGCUGGAACAUCAUGAACCAGUUCAGCAAGGUUACGACAUUCACGAGGAGGGCGGCGCAAGACUUUGCCGAAAACUCCAAUAUGCCGCCUCAAGUCAAGAGGCUGCUCAGGACCCCCGAGGUUCAGACUUUACAGGACGAAUUCGACAGUGCGCGCAUCUACCUUGCUCGUUGGGCUAUGGGAAUUGCUGAGCAAAGCGAGCGUGAUAGAAGGGGCCGAAUAUGGACUGUGCGCGAUGUUAUGGAGCUGGAAGACACGGACGUCGGCGAGUUUGAGCUGCUCGAGAGCACCAGCGGGCUCUCCCUCGAAGAACGCCGAAGACCGGUCACCAUGGAAGAAUGGAGCGGCUACUUUGACUCAGAGACGGGACGGCUGUCCUUGACAGUCGACGAAGUGAAGGAGCGCAUCUUUCACGGCGGACUCGACCCUGAGGAUGGUGUCCGUAAAGAGGCCUGGCUGUUCCUGCUCGGCGUGUACGAGUGGUACGGCACGAUUGACGAAAGAAAAGCCCAGAUUGCGUCACUCAGAGAUCACUACUAUAGACUCAAGCAUUCUUGGUGGGAGAGGCUGGACGGCGAAGGGGGCGAAGGCGAGACGGGCGAGUGGUGGCGUGAGCAGAGGGGUCGCAUCGAAAAGGACGUCCAUCGGACAGACCGCAACGUGCCCAUAUUCCAGGGCGAGGACACGCCGCAUCCAGAUCCAAACUCGCCAUUCGCCGAAGUCGGGACCAAUGUCCAUCUCGAGCAGAUGAAGGAGAUGCUGCUGACGUACAACGAAUACAACAAGGACCUCGGCUACGUGCAGGGCAUGUCGGACCUCUUGGCGCCCAUAUACGCCGUGAUUCAAGACGACGCCAUCGCCUUCUGGGGCUUCCAAAAGUUUAUGGAGCGCAUGGAGCGCAACUUCUUGCGCGACCAGUCGGGCAUGCGGGCACAGCUGCUCGCCCUCGACCAGCUCGUCAACUUCAUGGAUCCCAAGCUGUGGAACCACUUGCAGAGCGCUGACAGCACCAAUUUCUUCUUCUUCUUCCGCAUGAUUCUCGUCUGGUACAAGCGCGAGUUUGCGUGGAUGGAUGUGCUGCGCCUCUGGGAAGGCCUAUGGACUGACUACCUCAGCGCAGAGUUUCAUCUCUUUGUUGCGCUGGCGAUAUUGGAGAAGCAUAGGGAUGUAAUCAUGGAGCACCUCAAGGCGUUUGACGAGGUUCUCAAAUAUGUCAACGAGCUGUCCAACACCAUCGACCUCGAGUCAACGCUCAUUCGCGCCGAGGCACUGUUCCGCAAGUUCCAGCGCCUCGUCGAAGCCAUCGACAAGAAGCAAAACUUUCCCGCUCCGCGACUUGCCGGCGCAGAUAGCCCGACGUCUACCAAGGAGCAAACGUCGCCGUCAUCGCCAUCAUCGGGCUCCGCGCCGCCGCCGCCGCCCGGGAAGAAUACGCCCGCCGCCGCCAACAAAGGCAAAGUUCCCGAUAAGCGACAGCAAAAGGUCAUCACGCCGGAGCUGCGCAAGCUGCUGAGCAGAAAGGUGGAGGUGCUGCCGCGCACGACGGUGGCUCAGAAGGGCGACGGCAUGCCUGCCAAAUAGCCGUCAGCUGCGGCGGCUGCGAUUAUCAUAUUUCUCUCUGUCGUCUAAGUAUUAUCCGUAACAUGAGCGUUGGAGCGUUCUGGGUUGAGUUUGGGUUUCGUUCGGGUACUUGAGUUGGGCGUCGGAUCAUCAGGCGGAUGGAUGGAUUUGCUCCCUGGUGGUGUUAUCACGCGAAACAUGCAAUGGCGAUGAUUUAUGAAGCUCCUUUUUGCAACUGAAGAAGCUAGCUAUCUGUGAAAGUAUGUAUGAUCCAGUGACAAAC
Molecule: messenger RNA, 2872 nt
Organism: Purpureocillium takamizusanense
Lineage: Eukaryota; Fungi; Ascomycota; Sordariomycetes; Hypocreales; Ophiocordycipitaceae
Gene: GYP7
Product: GTPase activating protein
Exons: 4
Coding region: 94-2610 (838 amino acids)
Biological process (GO): activation of GTPase activity
Molecular function (GO): GTPase activator activity
Source: RefSeq, a predicted model, not a curated record